Cydia fagiglandana is the source of this 2162-nucleotide messenger RNA. RefSeq names its product phenoloxidase-activating enzyme-like. Gene Ontology annotation, molecular function: serine-type endopeptidase activity. The transcript has 9 exons. The record is from RefSeq and is a predicted model, not a curated record. Gene Ontology annotation, biological process: proteolysis. The coding region runs from base 91 to 1503 and encodes 470 amino acids. NCBI's taxonomy places the organism in Eukaryota, Metazoa, Arthropoda, Insecta, Lepidoptera, Tortricidae.
CAUCUGCGCGGACGCCGCAUAGUCAGCGCAAGCCUGUGGCGCAUUACCUAUAAGUACACAUUAGUGUUAAUGAACUGUGACUAAGUGAAAAUGUUGCCAAAAUGGCUUAUACCGGCGUUGGCUUAUUUGUGUUUCGUGGAAGGACCUUUCAGGCUCCACCAUACGGUGAGAAGGCCAACUAUGAUCGACCGUAUACACCAAAGAAUUGUCCAUUUAAGGAGAGAAUCACAAUGUUCUACCGCCGACAACAAGAGCGGCGACUGCAGAAGUAUAUUGGAAUGCCCCCCACUCAGAGCAAUUGUGAACAAGGCACGCCUUACGCCAGACGAGAUGAACUUCCUCAAAAAGUCAGCAUGUGGAUUCAUCGGCACAAUACCAAAGGUGUGCUGUCCAUCAGCCACUGAACAACCUCCUCCUACUCCAACUGAGUCGAAAACUUGCUACACACCGGAGGGUAACCAGGGCCAGUGUGUAAGUGUUUUCCAAUGUGAACAAAUUGCGAAGAGGUUGCAGUCCCCUACGGUCAGUGCUGAAGAUAGAGCUUAUGUUAACAGUAUUAGAUGUAUAAGCCCCAACCCCGGCUUCAACGUGUGCUGCGGGCCACCUCCAGGGCCACCGCCGCCGACCGGUCUGUGUCAACCUUCCGCGGCACCGCCCGAUCCUAGGACAGAAUGCUGCGGGAUGGAUGGAAGCAGCGCUAACAAGAUUACCGGUGGAAACGCAACAUCAAUCGACCAGUAUCCGUGGCUGGCGAUCGUCGAGUACAAAAAGGACAACAAAAUCAAGCUGCUUUGCGGCGGCGUGCUCAUCUCCGGGCGCUAUGUGCUCACGGCGGGUCAUUGCGUGAAGGGAACAGUGCUUGAUGCAGGGACACCAACAAAUGUGCGUCUGGGUGAAUACGACACGUCUAACAGCGGUCCCGACUGUGUACCCGUAGAAGGCGGGGAUCCAGGAGAUAUGGACUGCACCACGGACCCGGUCAUCAUCCCUAUUGAGCACAUCAUUCCCCAUCCUGAUUACAAUCCGCGUAACCCGCUGAGGAGGCACGAUAUCGCUAUGCUGAGGCUUUCAGAACUUGCACCCUAUACAGAUUUUAUCCGGCCGAUCUGCCUGCCAAUGAGGGAUGUAACCUCCAGCAUACCGUCCUCUGGGAAGUUAUUUGCAGCAGGCUGGGGAGCUAUCAAUGAAACACAUUCUAGCAGCAAAAUCAAGCUACACGUCGACUUGCCUUACAUAAGCCUUGAGGAAUGUCAACCGGCCUACAACGUGCCCAAACGCCGUGUCACUUUGUGGAGCGGCCAGGUGUGCGCUGGUGGCGAGAAAGGCAAGGAUUCCUGCAAAGGGGACUCGGGAGGGCCUCUCAUGUACUCCGAGGGAUCCACAUUCGAGGUGGUUGGCAUCGUCAGUUUCGGCCCGACGCCGUGUGGUCUGGAAAACAUUCCUGGAGUGUACACCAAAGUGUUUGAAUACUUGCCAUGGAUUAGAAGCAAUAUUCAGCCUUGAUUUUAGACUGACUUUAUGAAUAAGAACUGAUUAAAACAUGGAUGCCAUAUCAUUGGUCAACAUUUGCAUAGAAUAAAAAAAUACUAUAGCUUAUCUUGUGCUUUAAGCAGCCCCUGUAUUGCGUACCAGAAGCCAAUACACUGCAAAGGUCAGGUUCUGUGAAUGCCCCGAAGAUAUAGUUAUAGGUACGAGCUCGAGUACAUUAAAUGGUGUUUUAUAAAUGCGAAAUUGACAUAAUUUGUGUAGAAGUGACUAAUAAAAAAUGACUUCAUGAGUCGACAAUACCUCAGAAUAAGCGAUAGCGGCACUACGAGCUACGUCCCGAAUGGAAUUACCUCACCCCUUGGUGGCAGAUUGGCAGAAUCUCAGUUCGAUGCCAUGACUGAAAGUUCAAAACUUUAUUGUAAAUUCAAUUGUACGGAUACUUGUGAAUUUUAGUACUUAAAUCAUAUUUUUUUACCCUUGAGAAAGGACCACUUGGUACAGGAAUUUUAAAUAAGCUUUAUUCUCUUCUAGCCUCAGGCAAAAUAAUUAUGAGAUUUGUGAUACAUAUUUGGGAAAUGCACAUUUGUCAAAUCAAUGUGAGAUUGUAUUAUGAACUGAUCCAGUAGGAUAACGACUUAAUGAGAUUAAUUGAUGAUUAAAUAAUUUAUACUGUA